Molecule: messenger RNA, 1232 nt
Organism: Zerene cesonia (dogface butterfly)
Lineage: Eukaryota; Metazoa; Arthropoda; Insecta; Lepidoptera; Pieridae
Gene: Ntan1
Product: protein N-terminal asparagine amidohydrolase
Exons: 10
Coding region: 262-1203 (313 amino acids)
Biological process (GO): ubiquitin-dependent protein catabolic process
Cellular component (GO): nucleus
Molecular function (GO): protein-N-terminal asparagine amidohydrolase activity
Source: RefSeq, a predicted model, not a curated record
UCCACGUUCAGACGCCGUGGACGGUGGUCGUUGGGUCAUUUCGUUGGUGUUUUAAAGUGUCGUGUGUUGCCUCGUUGACUUUAGUGAAUUAUGAACCAUAGUUAUAGUUAGUUUUUACUAUUGAUUGCUACUUUACUGGCACGGAACAUAUAUUUCAUUCUCAAUCUACCCGAAUGCACGCGCCGAAUUUCUAUGAUAUAAAUGUGGCUCAGCGACCUGAAUGAUCUUCCCAUCAACAGCUCCACCGAUUAAAUAAGCAGUAUGGUGGUGGUGUUGAACGGCGUGCUCGCGGACGAGUGUCCCACGUCGGUGCGCGCGCUGCUCGCGGCGCAUCCCGGGUAUAGGGAUGCGGCUGCGCAGCUGCUGUCGGCCGCGGCGCGAGUGGUCGCCCCGCCCGGCCUCUUGUACGUGGCGCAAAGGGAGAUGGCGGCGGUUGUCCCGCAUGAUAAAAACGUCACAAUAAUUGGGUCAGAUGACGCCACAUCAUGUAUCAUUGUAGUUCUAAGACAUUCAGGUUCUGGGGCAGUAGCACUAGCUCAUUUAGACGGUUCAGGAACAGCAGAAGCGGCAUCAGCCAUGGUGGCUAGGGUUCAGCAGCUGGCCAUAGGAUACCCCGAAGGGAGGCUGGAACUCCAGCUGAUUGGUGGAUUUACGGAUCCACACGGCUAUGCUGAUGAACUGUUCUCUAAUAUAAUGAUAUCGUUCCACCGUCAAACCGAGGAGAUAGACCUGACGCUGGCUUGCUGCUGCGAGCUGAACACGGCGCUCGGCGGCGGCGCGCCCUCGCCGCUGGUUACCGGCGUCGGCGUCGACAUCCGCGCCGGCGACCUGUUCCCCGCCACCUUCCCCGACAAGGGGCCCGAGCUGCCGCUGCGCUGUGCCAGGACCAUUACUGGUGGCCCCAAUAGCACGCAGGUGCUGGACAUAUACGACAACGCGGUGGGCAUGCUGCGCAUCGGGCCGUUCAACUACGACCCGCUGCGGGGCGUGGACCUGUGGCUCGAGCAGUCCGACGAGUUCAUCCUGCAGCACCUCAGCACCACGCCCAGCGUCGAGCCGCCGCACUUCGUGCACAAUAUCCGCGUGACGCUGAAGUUCAUCCAGCAGCACCCGUUCCCGGCGGUGACCGUGUUCCCGGACAACCGGCCGCACUACUACCGCCGCGACGACCAGACCGGCUGCUGGAUGCCCGUGCGCUUCUAACCGGAAAUGAUGUUAACGGAACCCGAAAA